Molecule: messenger RNA, 2925 nt
Organism: Lachancea nothofagi CBS 11611
Lineage: Eukaryota; Fungi; Ascomycota; Saccharomycetes; Saccharomycetales; Saccharomycetaceae
Source: the annotation of a GenBank genome assembly
AUGGGAGAUGAGUCGGAUAAUGACUUUGAAACGGGAUUGAGAGAACUUAAUAUCACCAAACGAGUUCGUAGAGAUGAGAUCAGUGCAGACAAGGCUCCCGAGUUGGAUGUUGCGCUAAUGAUUGGCAAGCCUGGCAAACCCAAGGAAUCCAGGAACAUAGAGGCCAAUACUAAAGGGGAGCAAUCAAAAGAUGAAGGGUUGCCUCCAAAACCCGAUAAGGGAUUGCAGAGCCCUGUAGAAAUUGGAGAAAUCUCCUCAAACUCACGCAACAUCGAACUUCACGAUGACCCGGGCUCAAGCUCGGAUUCAGACUCAUCCCAUGAGUGGAGCGCUGUUCCAGCAAUUGCCUCCUACGACAUUUACAGCAAGAGCGGUGAAUUGGCACUCGCGGCUCAGAAUGAACCACCCAGUCGCGGUCCUUUAGGUGGCUCUGCAGGUGCCUCGUCCGAUCGAAUCAACAUUCAAAAGCGAGUUUCCACGUUUGGAUACACAAAGAUUGCAGACGAAGAACAAGCCCAAAGAUCGCAUGCCACAAACCAGAGGACUGACUUUCUUUUCAACCACAAGGCUCUGAAUGAAUCGGUGCGAUCUCUCGACGGGGCAGGACCCUCUACAGAAUCGUUCGACGAAUAUGAGGAUGCAGCAGAACCUGGCUCAGAGCUGAGUCCGGGGGCCCAACUUUCCUUCACCAAAACGUUAUUAAGUGAUCGAGAAAAGCUGGCCUAUGUUGGAUCCAUUUCGGUUUUAGCCAAUGAACUAUGUACCCACUUAGCGUUGACCUGUCUCUGCACAAAUGUGACUGGACGUAAGAAGCUGGCGCAAAAGCUUCAGCAAUUACAGAAGGAUAUGGGCUUAUGGAAGAGCUCUCUUUUGUCGAAGCUUUAUGAACACUUAGAGAUAUCGCCUGAGGAAGUCGGCAUGAUAGAGAACCUUACCAGCCAUGGUGUAGAACUCAAAGACUUGUGUAAGUGUUUGAAAGUUGCUCAGGUCGUGGAAAACCCUUGGGAAAAAAAGGAUAUUGGCGAUACAAAUCCAGAACUUCAAGAAUCGGACGUGAAGAACCCACCUCCAACAAACAUAGUACACCCGAAGGAUCUGCAAACACAAUCGGAGCUCAAAAUAGAUGUGGCAUGGACGAUUGUCUGUGAUUUGUUUCUCUUGUUGCUUUCGGAUAAUCGAUACGAUGCACGGUCCCGGACGUUAUUUAUUAAGUUCGCCGAAGUCCUAAAUAUCUCACAAACUGAGAUUUGUGAAUUUGAGAGACGAAUUAUUGAUGCACUAGAUAUGGAACAAUCCACAGAAGAACAGGUGUGGAAUGAAACUGAGCAUAUGAAGGCUCGUAGGAAGAAAAACAAAAGGCGAAAAUUGUACUAUGUGGGUCUGGCUACUAUCGGGGGUUCUCUAGUUCUUGGUUUAAGCGGCGGUUUGUUAGCCCCCGUCAUUGGCGCUGGUAUCGCAGCCGGACUUUCGACCGCUGGCAUAACUGGUGCAACAGGAUUUCUAACGGGAGUUGGUGGAACAGCAUUUGUCGCCGCUACAAGUACAGCGAUUGGAGCCAAGAUUGGUACAGAGGCCAUGUCUAAAAGAAUGGGAAGCGUUAGAACUUUUGAAUUUAGUCCCUUGCAUAAUAACAGAAGGGUGAAUCUAAUAAUAAGUGUAUCAGGUUGGAUGACUGGUAACGAGGAUGAUGUUCGACUACCAUUCUCUACCGUGGAUCCAGUAGAAGGAGAUCUUUACUCACUGCAUUGGGAGCCUGAAAUGCUUAAAUCUACCGGCCAGACUAUCAACAUUUUGGCCAGUGAGAUAUUUGCGACAACUGUCCAACAAAUUCUGGGUGCUACUAUACUGACAGCUUUCAUGUCCGCAGUGCAAAUGCCCAUGAUGCUUUCAAAAUUGGGCUACUUAAUUGAUAACCCGUGGAAUGUUUCCCUAGAUAGAGCUCGGGCAGCUGGUCUAAUAUUGGCAGACACUCUCAUAUCUCAAAAUUUGGGCCAGCGCCCAAUUACCUUAAUGGGAUUUUCAUUGGGUGCCAGAGUAAUCUAUUCGUGUUUGGUGGAGCUAUGUAAGCGUAAAGCUGCUGGAAUUGUCGAAAACGUCUACAUUUUUGGAUCACCGAUAGUCUAUAAUCGCGAAGAGCUGGUCAUGGUUCGGUCUGUUGUGAGUGGGAGGUUUGUCAGUGGCUACUCAGAUAAGGAUUGGGUCUUGUGCUACCUGUUUAGAGCCACAGGCGGUGGUUUCAAAAGUGUGAUAGGUAUCUCUGAAAUUAAUGGAAUAGAAGGAAUCGAGAAUCUCAAUUGCACGGAGCUUGUUGAAGGGCACAUGGCCUACCGUAAAAACAUGCCCAAACUACUGAAAAAAUUAGGCAUCUCUGUUCUCAGCGAAGAGUUUGUUGAUAUUGAAGAAGCUGCCGACCCCGAGCAAGUGCAUCGGCAGAGACGGUUAGAGCAUGAUAUGGAUAAAGUCCAAAAAAAAAUGAUUUCUAAAAAGAAGCGCAACAGCUGGGUACCGCACUGGAUGAAACCGAAAAAGGCCAAAUGGCAAGAAAUGUAUGAAGAAUCAGCUUUGACACACGAGAGCGAGGCUCAAGAUGUAAGCUUGGAUAAAGAUUUCGGAGUUGACGAAGACAAGACAGAGAAAACAGAUGAAGCCAUAACUAAUACGAGUGCAUUAAUGAAAGAACUCAAUAAGUUGAAGAAGGAAGCUGCUGUCAAAAACGAAAAGGAGGCUCGGACCAGUGGUGAAGUUUCUAAAAGUCAAGACAACGUCACCUCUGAAGCCACCGAUGAUACAUCAGGUCAGCCAACUGCGAUGACUAGAAGUUUUCCACUUCUCGACGCUGGGAUGGUAGUUCUUCCUGAAGAUGAAGUGAGUUACAACAAACGGAGCCACGGACCCGUGAAUUUUGCCUUUUCAGACGACUUCUGA